AUAUACAGUAGUAACCUCCAUGAUUAGAUAAGAUGGGAAUCCUGGUUAGUAUGGGAAAAGUUAUUCCGCUCGGGGGCAAAUUGCUCCCGACACCGAAAUCACAAGAAACCCACCCAAUGGGAUGUAGAGGAAGCCUCGCUACGCCAAUUGAUCCCUCGCGCUGACGACCACAACCACGACAACAGCAAUUGCUGACUGUGUGCCAGAAUCAGCUAUUACCUCGCAAGGCCUAAUUACUAUCGCUUUCAAUUGCGCUAUCGGCGUGACCCAGUACCAAACGCCCCCAGUCAGUCUGAUCCAACCCAUCCGCGAACAUCCUAAGACUUGCGACACACUCAGCCUAUAUCAUCGCUGCGGCGGACGAUGACUGCGGCCCAUCUCUCCUCUGCCAGACUACCAUAUCGCUGAACGAUCCCACCCUACGCCAUGCCGGAAGUCGUUCGAGGCAGUCGAGCCAGUUUACAGCUCGACCGCGACGGUCAACCUCUAGAAUCACCGACGCGAGAGGGAAGAGCCGUUCACUUUCCAGGUGAAAGUCCGGCCACAGAGGAUGUCCCUUCCCCUGGGAUCAAUCAUGCCGACUCCAGGCUCAGCAUAUCCUCUGGGCGAAGGAAAAGCAGCUUUCAGCGGCGGAGGAGACCAACCCAAGACAUGACCUCACCUGAAAGAGCCGCAUAUUAUGACAGCCGGGCGGCGACAAAAAGAGAAUUCAGGAGGAGGGCGAGCACACUACAAGAAUACUAUCAAGAACAUCCCGAACUCCUGCCGCAGUUACCGUUUACAUGGAGACAUGGCUGGAAGCGAUUCAAAUUGGGCUUCACCAUAUUCAUCAUGGUCGUUGAUGCUUGCGUGCUUCCAAUUGUGCUGUAUUAUACCAUGAAAUUCGCCGGACAUGUACAGGGAUGGAUAAUUUUCGCAAUCGUGGCCAGCAUCUGGGGCGGUCCGACGUAUAUGGAAUUUGCUGUUCGGUCCUGGCGCCUGAUCAAAAAAGAGAACUUCUUUCGACCCCUGGGAUCGUCAAAUCGAUGGGCAUUUGAUAUCACGCAUUGGAUCUCGAUCUUGACGAUUGCGUCGGUCACCGCUUUUCUGAUUAUUGGCAGCGCGCCGCAUAUCGUAUGGAUACGCGUCCUGGCAAUGCCUGGUCCCGCAAUUUUGGCUUGUAUAGGCGGAAGCGUCUUCGUCAUCACCAUGUACAGCCUCUCCGGGUGGAAAGCGCCAUUCCGAAUCAGCUCGACAUCAAAAGGAGGCUCAGUCCACCCGGGCGUCUACUACCUGAUGGAGGACGUCGUCGCCGUUAACGCCAGCGCCGGCAGACCCUUCCGCGAAGCGCUUGCUGCCCGAUACAAUGCGAGUCCCCGAUUCAGGAAGAUGCUCAUGGAUCAGUCCUUGUUCUGGUCGAUUCCAGCUGUCAUCAUUGCCAUCGCUCUUACAGUGGUCAUUAUCAUCCAUCCAAUCUCGAAAGAAGUAGGAUAUGGCCUUGGCUGGGGUGUUCCUUUCGUCUGGAUCGGCAUAUGGACGGCAAUCUCCAUUCCAUGGAUUCGCAGGGAUAUGCACAGGGAGACAAUCACGUGGGAAGAAGAUGCUGGUAUUGUGCCGCAGAAGAAAGCGGGGAGAGCUCAUGACGCACAAGAUUCACAUUCUGAAGAGAAUAAGCUGCCGCACCCGGAUAAGGAGCCUGAGCCCGAGCCCUGAUCCGUCAUGAUCCGUCAUGAUCAUUGUAUGUCUCUUUAGUCACAGUGGAGUUGCGGGCAGGCUUGUCGGGAAAGCCCAGGAGUGCCCACAUGAGCGUUUGGUUCAUCUUCGGUAUAAAAGAGCUGGAAUGGUAAAUCUCUUAGCGCACUAAACAUUAUUAAUGUGAUGACAGAUACUAAGGUCUCUGAAUAGAACAUAUGAUAUACGGGAGUCAGAACUUUACAAGACUGACUCGAAGGCUUCGUGGAGACUGUCCCGUAGAGCAAUCAUGCUGCUGCGCAGUGGAGGCACCAAGUUCAUUUACGCAGGUCAGCCCACUUCAAUACGAGGUUCUUUCUGAGUAAAGGCUGCCGAAUGUAAGCUGCAUCUGCGAGUCCCCAAACCAAUA
Messenger RNA from Exophiala viscosa, 2080 nucleotides. RefSeq lists its product as uncharacterized. The record is from RefSeq and is a predicted model, not a curated record. Lineage: Eukaryota; Fungi; Ascomycota; Eurotiomycetes; Chaetothyriales; Herpotrichiellaceae. The transcript has 3 exons. Bases 427 to 1692 code for a protein of 421 amino acids.